Messenger RNA from Thermothielavioides terrestris NRRL 8126, 1165 nucleotides. RefSeq lists its product as uncharacterized. The transcript is spliced from 4 exons. Gene Ontology annotation, molecular function: nascent polypeptide-associated complex binding. NCBI's taxonomy places the organism in Eukaryota, Fungi, Ascomycota, Sordariomycetes, Sordariales, Chaetomiaceae. Gene Ontology annotation, cellular component: mitochondrial outer membrane. Bases 281 to 925 code for a protein of 214 amino acids. The record is from RefSeq and is a predicted model, not a curated record.
CGCCGACGUCAUGCUGCCCCGCCCAGGCCACCAGCGCCUUGGCCGCAACCGUCGAAGCCCAGCAGAGGGCCGCGUGCUCUGUGCUCUGAGGUCACCAGUGGGCAGCGGCUGCUGGCACCGCGCCCGGUUUUGGGCUUCUGGCACCGUCACAUGCCCACGGGUGCCCGGCACCCGCCCUAUUUGUUCGCGGAAACAUCAUCGUGCGACAGUCUCCAGCUUCAUUUGCAUCGCUCUGCGAAUCACUCUGACGAAGACAUCAAGCAAACUCACAGCACGCAACAUGUCCUACGCCGAGGUCGCCUCCAAAGGGCCCAAGCAGUCUCCCAAGGAGGCCGCCGCCCCGCAACCGCCGCAGGUCAACCCGACCACGACCAGCACCUCCCACGCCCCCGACUCCCCCUCGACCGCCUCCUCCUCGCUGAUCGACGUCGACACGCCCUCCGUGCGCACCGUGCCCUCGACGUUCGCCUCGCAGGAGAUCAAGACGGACACGCAGGCCGCGCGCGUGGAGCGCGAGGCCGCCGCCGAGGCAGCAGCAGCAGAAGCAGAAGAAGAAGAAGAAGAGGAAGAAAGGGAGAGGGCGCGCGCCGAGGCGGAUCUCGCGCGCAAGAACAGGGCGAGCGCCGCGGCCAAGGCUAAGGAGGAAGACGGCGGCGGCAUGCGCAGCAGGGCCGAGGGCUGGAUCGUGCAGCAGUGGGAGAGUGUUGCGGCGGGCGGGCCUGGCGUGGCGCUUGCGCUCGCGAAUGUGCUGGCUGUUGUUGGGCUGGGCGGAUGGCUUGGGUUCCGGGCCUGGCGGCUGUAUGAUCGCGGCCGGCUGGGGUGGAGGGAGGCGGGGAUUGGACUGGCCGUGCUGGGUGCUGUCGGGGCCGUGGAGGGCGUGCUGGCGAGCUACUUUUCGAAGAAGGUGAAGAGCGAGGAGCAAUAGGUGCUCGCUCUUUGGGACUUCUGUCGAACGGGAAGCGAUGGUUUCCGGUGAAAGGUGGAUGUUUCGCAGGUCAGGUUGCUCGUGGGCUGGGCUCUAAUUAGGUUUGCUUGGCGGCAGGGCAUGGAUGACUACGGCAUCUCCCUCUCCUCAACUAGCUCUCUUUCCUUUCCGCGUCUGUGUACACUACCUUGCUAUCUCGACGCUGUCAACAUUGGUUUCUUCUCUGCACCGCUUCCCACC